Condylura cristata (star-nosed mole) is the source of this 6861-nucleotide messenger RNA. It is a transcript of the gene GPR107, whose product is annotated as G protein-coupled receptor 107. Gene Ontology annotation, cellular component: membrane; clathrin-coated vesicle; Golgi apparatus. The transcript has 18 exons. Lineage: Eukaryota; Metazoa; Chordata; Mammalia; Eulipotyphla; Talpidae. Gene Ontology annotation, molecular function: clathrin heavy chain binding. The record is from RefSeq and is a predicted model, not a curated record. Gene Ontology annotation, biological process: clathrin-dependent endocytosis. Bases 12 to 1682 code for a protein of 556 amino acids.
CUGGAACAAACAUGGCCGCCCCGGCGCCCCUCGGCCCGUCGGGCUCCCGCUGGCCUCGGCCGGCCGCCGGCUUCAGGCUGCUCCCGCUACUGGGGCUGCUGCAGGUCCUGACCGAGCCCGGCCUGGGCCGCGUCCACCACCUGGCGCUCAAGGACGACGUGAGGCACAAGGUCCACCUGAACACCUUCGGCUUCCUCAGGGACGGGUACAUGGUGGUCAACGUCAGCAGCCUGUCCGUGAGCCAGCCCGGCAAGGCCGCAGAGGAGGACCCGGCGAUCGGGUUCAGCCUGGACCGCACGAAGAACGAUGGCUUCUCCUAUAUGGAUGAAGAUGUGAAUUACUGUAUUUUAAAGAAACAAUCUGUCUCUGACACCUUUCUAAUCCUAGACAUCUCCAGAAGUGAAGUGAAGAUACGAUCCCCGCCAGAAGCUGGGACCCAGUUACCGAAGAUCUUUGUGACCAAGGACGAGAAAAUCCUUGGGCAGCACCAGGAGCCCGGGAGUGGCCCCCCCGCUUCAGCGCACAACCAGACCCAGGGAAAGACCGAUGGUGAGAAGUCUAAAAGAAGCACAGCAGAUUCAAAGGCACUGGGAGAGAAAUCCUUCUCUAUUCACACUAGUAAUGGGGCAGUUUCCUUUCAGUUUUCCUUUAACAUCAGCACCAACGACCAGGAAGGGCUCUACAGCCUCUAUUUCCAUAACUGCCCCCGAAGUGAGAUGCAGCCCAGUGACAAGUUCUCAUUCAGCCUGGAUAUUGACAUCACGGAGAAGAAUCCUGACAGCUACCUCUCAGCAGGAGAAAUUCCUCUCCCUAAACUGUACAUCUCGAUGGCUUUUUUCUUUUUCCUUUCUGGGACCAUCUGGAUUCAUGUCCUUCGAAAACGACGGAAUGAUGUCUUUAAAAUUCACUGGUUGAUGGCUGCCCUCCCUUUCACCAAGUCGCUUUCGUUGGUGUUCCAUGCGAUCGACUACCACUACAUCUCCUCCCAGGGCUUCCCCAUCGAGGGCUGGGCUGUCGUCUACUACAUCACUCACCUCCUGAAGGGGGCGCUGCUCUUCAUCACCAUCGCGCUCAUCGGCACCGGCUGGGCCUUCAUCAAGCACAUCCUUUCCGACAAAGACAAGAAGAUCUUCAUGAUCGUCAUCCCGCUCCAGGUCCUCGCCAACGUGGCCUACAUCAUCAUAGAGUCCACCGAGGCGGGCACCACGGAGUACAGCCUGUGGAAGGACUCCCUCUUCCUGGUCGACCUGCUGUGCUGUGGAGCCAUCCUCUUCCCAGUGGUGUGGUCCAUCAGACAUUUACAAGAAGCUUCGGCAACAGACGGGAAAGCUGCUAUUAACCUAGCGAAGCUGAAACUCUUCAGACAUUAUUAUGUCCUGAUCGUGUGCUACAUCUACUGCACCAGGAUCAUCGCGUUUCUCCUCAAGCUGGCCGUCCCGUUCCAGUGGAAGUGGCUCUGCCAGCUCCUGGAUGAGAUGGCCACGCUGGUGUUCUUUGUCCUGACGGGGUAUACAUUCCGCCCGGCUUCAGAUAACCCCUACCUCCAGCUCUCUCAGGAAGAAGACGACUUGGAGAUGGAGUCUGUAGUGACGACGUCAGGCGUGAUGGAGAACAUGAAGAAAGUCAAGAAGGUGACCAACGGCUCGGUGGAGCCCCAGGGCGGCUGGGAAGGCACCGCGUGACGCGCGGCUCGGGGACGGCGCUGUCCAGGCCGACACUUAACUUAUUGAUAGUCCUGCUGGUGGCGGAGCGCGGUGGCACUUCCGACAGCGACACCGCUGGGCACGUGGCUGGGAGUGACGUGCCACGGAGACCUCAUUUCUCUCUCUCUCACGGAAACUGGAUCUGUGGCUGGUAGGAGGCAGCUAGAAUUCUUCAGCUGGGUGCGGUGGGGAGGAAGGAGGAUAAAAGGAAGACUUUUUAAUUUAUAUUCCUUUUUUAUUUUCAUUGGGAACUCUCGGUGUCCGCAGGACCCCAGGCGCGCGGCAGCGCAGACAGGCGCGGGUGGGGGUCUGAGCAGCCCCGGCGCGAGGCGCGCUCUCCCGGGCAGGCGUUGAGGGGCACGGGGCGUGAGGGCACGGAAGCCGGUUCAUUUAGGAAAAACGUCAAAACCCAGUUGCAGCGCACAGAGCCAGCGUCAGGGUUCCGGCCUGCCUGUCGCCAGACCUCGUCCCCGCUGGGGUGACCAGCACACACAGCUCUGGGGGCCGGCGUCUCGCCGCCGUCUUGCCUGCAGUUUCACCUUGAGGCGGGCGCCCGGGACACGGCGUGGCCCAAGGAGGACAGUGGUCGCCUGGCUCUGGCCCGCUGGGUGUCCAGACAUGCAGGUGCCAGCUCGGGAGGUGUCUGGCCCCGGCUGGCUAGAGAGGCCGGUUCUCCUUUCCCGGGCUCCCUGGCCUGCCCACUGUGGUAAUCAAGAGGGGCAGCAGGGGGAAUGCCCGUGGGGAGCAGCCCCAUGGGAGCAGCUGGGGCAGAAGAGGCGGGGGGACCCCUCCGCGUUGAGAGGCCUGGAGCUGGGUGGGCUUGCUAGAGAGGAAGGAGGCCGACCUGGCCCGGGCCCAGGAGUGUGGCCGUGACGGGCAGGGUGCACUCGGGACAGGGAGGUCUCAGAAACACGUUGAUGUCCUCACCAGGCCUUCCUGGCCCGGCCAGAACCCAGGAGCCGCCGGAGGGCCGUCCUGGCGCUUGUGGCGGGCCACGUGGGUUCGUGGGGCGAGCACAGCAGGGCCUUUGAGACCAGGUGGGCUGGCUGGGGCGUCCCACUGUGUCUUGGCCCCUGGCCUGAGACACACCGCAGUUGGGGCCGAGGCUCGGGGGCUGACCUCCAGUGCCUGGGUGAGAGGCCCCGCCCCGGCGUCCCCCGGCUUGCCAGGCAGCUGCACCUGCGGGACGGGCCUCCUGGGGGAGGGCAGGGGGGUCAGCGGUGCUUUUCUUCCCUCUGGCUUCGAAGGGUCAGUUGGAAACCACAGGGUUUGGGGUGCCCCUCUGAAGCCAUUUGGGAACCUGAAGUGUCUCUCCCGAGAACUCUAGCUCUGCCUCCGCUGCCGUCUCACUCGGCGCCCGCCGCUGCGGGUGGGCGUGCCCUCACCUGCCCGCUGCUGCCCGCCGCCCUGCAGACCUUGUAGGGAGGGCCCCAUGCCUCCCCUUGCCGGGAGCAGGGCCAUGCACCCUGGGUGUUUUAAGUUAGGAGGCAGGAGAGGGAGGUUGCCGGGAGGAUUGGGAUGCUUUUAGGGGCUGUCCUGUGCACGAACCCCAUCCCCGCGCCCAGAGCAGCCUUGUGCUCUACGCCCCAGCCCAGGCCACUCUGCUGCUCCCAGCGGCAGCUGCUCCUCCAGGGCCAUGGCGGUUUGGGCAGGGUCUGGGCAAGGCAGAGGCGGGACGAGACCGCCCUGGAGAGGGUCUCCACGGAGGUGUCGUCAUUGCGUGGGAGUGGAGGAGUGAGGAGCAGGAAGGUGGGCGGCCGCACCCCACCCGAGUGUCGCAGGUGGCCUGGGAGGUGGGGCUCCUCUGGGGCUGGUUCUCCGCACCCCACCCCCAGCUCCUGGGCUUGCUCGCCCAGUGGCUGGUGGCCGAGCGCGGACAGGGUUGGAAUCAAAGCCCCAGCUGAGGCCGGGUUAUGGUCAGGCGGGUGGCGGAGAAGCGCCAGACCCAGUCAAGGCAGAGAAAGCGCGUGCUCUUGGGGCCGCUAGGAGCCUCGCAGCUCCAGGCCGUUCCGCCGGUGUCUCCUCUCGGCGUGGCCAGCCCACGGCUGCGCUACUGCUGCAGAACCGCCACUUGGGGUCUGUGGCCAAGGGCCCCACAGCCAGCAAGCCCCUGGGCGUGAUGCAGUGUCAGGGCUCACUGGAUGCAGCCUCCAGGGUUGACCCCGAGAGCUGGCGCAGGGGAUGGGGUGCUGGCCUCCAGUGGCCGGUGGUGGUCAUGGGGUUACAGCUGCGCUCUAGGUCCCCCAAGUGCCCCUUUCUGCUGGCUCAGGGCCCCGCGCCUCCUCCGAGGAGCCCCCCAUGUGUGUUUGCUAGAAAAUGACUUCUUAGACAAGAACAGCCGCUGAUCUUUCCAUCCUGCUCUUCCAAGCGGUGGCCAGAGACUCCGACGGCCCAGGCCCGGGUCCCUCGGUGUGGCCCAGUGUUCGGCGCCGGGCGCUGUCACGCGAGCGUGGCCCCUUCUGGCAGGGAGACGCUGCUGGUGUGAAAGCUGCUUUCUCAGGUCAGAGCCUGAGUUUCUUCCAAGAAACCACUUUAGAUAAACUUCCCAGGCCUCAUCCUGAGCUCAUUUCCGGUGCCUGUGGUGCAAUUUCCGCUCCCACACUGCUCUGCUGUCCACAGCCUGCCCCUCCCCCAGCCCAGGCCUGUGGUCCACGGCGGUGCGUUGGGCUGGGAGCACUGAGGCUGUGGCCCGGUGCAGCUCUCGCUCCAGCCGCGGGGGGUGUGCUGAGCCGGGAGAACCCCCGAGGGGUGAGUGAGUGCGGCCCCUCCCUGCACAGCGAGGGUCUGGGAGUGGAGCGGCCUCUCGGGGCUCCGCUCCCAUGGCCAGGAGGGUGUGCGGGUGCUCGUUUGGUCAGCACCCCAGCUGUGGCGUGUCCUUCUCGCCUGUGUCCGGGGCUUAGAGCCUCAGUCUGAGCUGCGGGGCCGUGUGCCCAGGACCGCCCAGGCACCCAGAGCCCACGCUACCCCUGAGCCCCGAGCAGGUUGGGGAUCUGCUGAGUGAGGGUGCCCAGGGCCUGCUUUUUUCCCCUUGGGGGGGGGGCUCAUGGUUUCUUCACUGAGGAAGUUAGACCUUUGUUGGAGCCCUCGGUGUGUCAGAAAGGUGCUUAUCCGGAAUGUCCUAAAUGGCCUAGAAGAUCUGCUCUGAACCCAGUUUCCCAGUGUUCUGGCAGAGACGGCCUGUCCGCUCACCCGUGGUCAGUGAGGCCCCCUCUGCCCCCUCUGCCUGUUAUUUGCAGGGAGCAUCUGCAGCUCACGGCAGGGCCACGGGCCUGCACAGCCCGAGGUGGGGGAGGAAGAUGGGUGCUGGGGGAAGCGCUCGCGGGUGGGGGCGAGCAGCGGGCCGGAGUCCGAGGCAGGAAGGCUGCAGCCGGGCCAGGGUCUGUGAGGCCAGGUGGGACAGGGCGCAGCCCCUCCCGGGACAGCAGCUGGCAGCUGGUCAGGGCCUCAGGCCGCCGCGUCAGGGCAGAGAGCCAGCCCUCCUCAGAUUUAGGCAUUUUUACAAAAGGAUCCCGAAAUCCUGUCCUCAGAAGGGGUACCCUGACGCCUUAAGCAGCUCGUGCAGAAGAGAAAUGGGAUUUGACCUCAACAGUCAGGCAUAUUUGAUCCAGAAAUAAGUUUCCUUUGGGGACGAGCGUGCGGGUCUGUAAAUAGCAUUUGCUUUCCGGGUGAGAUGGGGUGCACAAGUUGUCAGUGUUGUCUUUAACGACUGCCGAGAGUAUCCUGCACACGUGGCCGUGGGGUCCCCUGUGGCGAUGUGCGGGUGAACGCGCUCUGAUGCCAACUGUAAAAUAAAGACUCUGUCCAGAAGCGCCGCGUGAGGGCCUGGUGCCCUGGCCUGUGCGUGUCUCCGCUUGCUCCUCGUUCACUGCAUUGGUUCAGCACCUCCCACUCGCUCCCUCCACUCGCUCCCACUGAUGGGCGCCGCCCUCUAGAGUGGCUCUGGGAUCAGCAGAUCCGAGGCAGCUGCUGUUGAAACUCAGACAGGUACUCAGCCCCGGAGGCUGCCCUGUGGACAGUUGUGGCCGUUCACCGUGUCCCCACCAAGGGGGCCACCUCCCAGUCAGCCCUCCAAGGACGUGGCAGCCACGGCCGCGGGGCGACAGGCUGUGCCCCUCGCGCUGGGGGUGGCCCCGCAGGCCCCGAGGAACACGCUUCCGGCAGUCACGCGGGCAGGCCUUGUCUUACAGGCGAGCCUAUUGCGCUGUGAGCUUACGAGGAGAAGCUGUGAGUUCCCACAGCCCAGUCAGGCUGCCCCAAGGCCACUGGCCCUGCUCUCAUGUCCAUGCCGCUGCCCGUGGCCAGCCCCAGAGUGCUGCAGGCCUCCCCAGGGCUCUGCAUCUGGCUGUUCCCGCACGGCGCUGUGGUGAUUUACCCCGAGAAGCCUCAGCUUGAAAACUGUGAACAUUAGGGCCCGAGGCGUUUGUGAACCCUCCACCUGCCCUGUUUCCAGCCAGUGACUGUCAGGGCGGAGCAUGGCCUUGUGGGGUGAGGAGAAUGAAGUGGGAGGCUGAGGAAGACCCUCAGCCUUGAGCUCGCUGCCUCAGAGGGCCCCGAGGCCCUACGUGUCCGUGGGGGUGCGAAGUCAGCUGCUGGCAGCUCCUGGGUGCUGCUGCUGGGGCAGGGCCGCCUCACGCGACGUCAGCCCACUCACCCUUCAGGGGCCUCCGGGGCCGCAGCCAGCAGGGCCUGCUCAGACCCCCUGGUGAGCAACCACCCCACGGUCUAGGGCUUUCCCAGGUGGAAACAGGUGUCGGCCAAUCCCACUGAGCUUCGGAGCCCGCGGGCCCGGCCUGUGCGGCUCAGCGUGAGGUGGCCCGUCGGCCUGUCGUCUGACUGCAGCCUCGUCCUCUUCUCCUGAAGAGGCAGCAUGCGGGCGAAGCGGAGCUUGGCCCAGCGCUGCCUGCCUGCUCAGAACAGUGCCCACCGCCAGUGCCCAGCGGACUCCAUGGUCCACUGCCACCCUCAGGAAGCCACGAGUCUGGGGGUUGUUGGAGCCUGCCUGGGAGCUGUGCUGCUGCCCGUUGGCAAGGGGGUGUGGCCUCUGAAGAGCGAGUCACUGGGGCCUCCCUGGCGGUGCAGGUGGUUGCGUCUCAGCACUGCGGAGCCGUCACCAGCCACUGCAGCACGAGCUCCAUCCCCGGCCAGGGAGGGGCCCCAG